Molecule: messenger RNA, 1294 nt
Organism: Zootoca vivipara (common lizard)
Lineage: Eukaryota; Metazoa; Chordata; Lepidosauria; Squamata; Lacertidae
Gene: CHMP5
Product: charged multivesicular body protein 5
Biological process (GO): vesicle budding from membrane; late endosome to vacuole transport via multivesicular body sorting pathway
Cellular component (GO): multivesicular body
Source: RefSeq, a predicted model, not a curated record
CGCCGCCGGUUGCUUCCGGGUGCUGUGUUGCCUUCGGCGGCGUCGGUCUUCCUGAAGGAGCCCCCACUGCGAUCUUGCUCGUCUCGCGGCGCCUCCAACCAAGAUGAACCGCUUCUUCGGAAAGUCGAAGCCCAAGGCGCCGCCUCCGAACCUGACGGACUGCAUCGGCACGGUGGAUAGCAGAGCAGAAUCUAUUGACAAGAAAAUUUCCAGGCUUGAUGCAGAACUGGUGAAAUACAAAGAUCAAAUGAAGAAAAUGAGGGAGGGGCCUGCAAAGAACAUGGUAAAGCAGAAAGCCCUGAGAGUCUUAAAACAGAAGCGAAUGUAUGAAAACCAGCGAGAUAACCUUGCUCAACAGUCUUUCAAUAUGGAGCAAGCCAAUUAUACCAUCCAGUCUCUGAAAGAUACAAAAACAACGGUUGAUGCCAUGAAACUGGGAGCGAAGGAAAUGAAAAAGGCUUACAAGCAAGUAAAAAUUGAUCAGAUUGAGGACUUGCAAGACCAAUUAGAAGAUAUGAUGGAAGAUGCUAGUGAAAUUCAGGAAGCAUUGGGUCGUAGUUAUGGAACCCCAGAAAUUGAUGAGGAAGACUUGGAAGCAGAGCUGGAGGCAUUAGGUGAUGAACUUCUAGCUGAUGAGGAUAGCUCCUAUCUGGAUGAAGCUGCAUCUGUUCCAUCAAUUCCAGAAGGAACUCCAACUGAAGCAAAAAACAAAGAUGGUGUACUGGUGGAUGAAUUUGGAUUGCCACAGAUCCCUGCAACAUAACUUCUCUAGCCCAGAGGGACUGCUGCUUUUCAUCUUUCAAAUUUCUUAAGACCAUGAGUGGUGCAGAUAAAGCUUUCCAGUACCACUUGAUAUCACUACAUAACGGAAUGUGGAGUGAAUGAGUGACAAAUUCCCCUCCUUUUGAAGACAUUUUAUUACUAGCUUUUGUAUUAACAGCAAGAAAUUGGUACAACUCUUUCCUGCAGUGGGAUCUGUUCACAAGUUCUGAAAUUUGGCUUCAUCACUCCUGUAGUGUUGUAGUAUUAUUCUGAAAAUUACUUUGGGCUAUUUAUGGUUUUCUUUGAUUUAUAUUUCCCUGGACUACAAAGGGCACUGUGAUGGUAUUUCUUAGACUAACUUUAUUGUGCUUGCUUUAAUCAUGCAUAUUUUCUAAUAGUACUUCCAUUUCCCAUUUAUUGUGGAUAUAUUUGCUAUAGCCCUUAAAUGUAGCUGAGUAACAAAUACAAGCAAAGGAGAUUACAUUGUAUAAUCCAUUUUGACCUAAAUUAUAUACAGUUUAGGGUUGCUUGA